AUGGUACGGAUCCGUCAUAUCAUGGAGAUGCGUCGAGCAUGCAAGGCUCCGCCCCUUCUACCGCCGAAACUGAGGAAAGAAGGCUCGGAGAGCACUGAUCGCCGUGGUCCGAAAGAUGUGAUGGAUUUGACAUUCCGAGUGACAACACUGGCUCCCGAGAGAUAUCCAUCCAGUAGUUUCUAUCUUCAUCUCUACGAAAGUCAGGAUUCUUCAGAAGGACCCUGGAAUUUGAUCACAGAAACCGAUCGAUUGGGAACUAACGACACGGCUGUUUUGGAGGAUUUCUUGGCGAUUGAGUUCAGUUUUGAGAGAUUGCAAUGGUUCAAAAUGGAAAUAUCCGAAUUAUCAGAAAACGGAGUCAAAGUCUUCAAAGCUUCAGAAAUCUUCUCUAUCGCUCAGAUCUGUGCAGGACCGAUUAUCUUUCCGAUGGUUGACCAAUCCGGAUACCGUGUGUCUGAAGUGGAAAUCUGGAGUCAACUACGUGACCGUACUCAACCGAUUGUAAUGCAACUGGAAGCAAAGAACUUGUCGACAAAGCUGGUUUCUUCGAAUUCUAAUGUGUACAUAGAAGUAUACCGUGUGGAUGAGGACCAAAAACGAAUGUUAUACCGGAGUGAAGUGGCAAAACAAACCAAGUUGACAUGGAGACCGUUUACAGUUCAAUCGGAUGAUUUAUAUGGGACAGAUGGAAUGGACAGUCAAAUCGAAAUAGUGUGUAUUAGUGAAGAAGAUAAGGAAGGUGUCAUUGGACAAGCACUGGUUUCCAUGGAAGUGGCAAAGGCUAUGGAGGCGAUUCCGAUAUUCAACGAGACGUACAAACAAGGCCGUAAACCGAUUGGAGAGGUGCGUAUCUGUCGUUACCAACAACUCCGCGUCUGCUCAUUUCUCGAUUAUAUCCGUGGUGGAACCAGUCUGAAAUUCGCAAUCGCCAUUGACUUUUCCAUUCGAGACCCACAGAAUCUGACUCAUAACGACUAUCAACAGUACUCGAAUGACAUUGAAUUCGUUGUGAGAUGUCUCGGGGAAACUCUUGAACCAUUCAACCCGAAUAACUCGUGGCUUUCUUAUGGUUUUGGUGCGAAGAUACCUCCUCACUACCGGGAUUCCAAUAACUUUUGUCUGUCUUUGGAUGUAGAUGCCACGUGUCAAGGAGUCAAUGGAGUGUUGAAUGCAUUUGGGAAGAGUCAUCAACAUGUUCAUCCACUUUCAGGAGCAAAGUUCUCACAGAUUAUUUAUCAUUUGGCUAAACAAGCCCAAAAUAACUUCAACAGAGCCAGUGAGCCACCCAGUUAUUUCGUACUCUUUGUGAUCACUCGUGGAAGUAUUGAAGACUUGAAAGAGACUGUCCAAGCUGCUAUUUUUGCGUCGAAGGCUCCCAUUUCUAUUGUUUUCAUUGGUGUCGGUUGUGAAGGACUAGAUGAGAUCGAACGAAUGGGAAACGCAGGAAAACGACUGGAGUUCCAAGGAAGAAAAAGUGAAAGGGAUAACUUGCAGUUUGUAAAUGCUACAAAGACUCGUCUGGAAUGUGAUAACUACAGCGAUAUGUCGACAACUUUUCUGGAGAAGGCAUUGCAGCAGAUCCCCUGGCAAUGUUCCACUUUCUACAUGCAAAACCACGUGCUUCCGGGUAAAUCAUCAGAAGAAGCGACCGGUGGAUUGAUGGCUCCAAGUAGUAGUAGAAGACCAAGUUCAGCUCAUGGACAAGGAGAAGAAGAAGAGUUAAGAAUGAGAACGAGUAGCAGUGGCGAGCAGACGAGGAACCGCCGUCACCGUCUCUCGAAUGAAAUGCGUUCAAUGACACUGGACGAUUCUCGAUGA
Messenger RNA from Caenorhabditis remanei, 1818 nucleotides. RefSeq lists its product as uncharacterized. The record is from RefSeq and is a predicted model, not a curated record. The transcript is spliced from 13 exons. Gene Ontology annotation, molecular function: calcium-dependent phospholipid binding. Bases 1 to 1818 code for a protein of 605 amino acids. Gene Ontology annotation, biological process: cellular response to calcium ion. Lineage: Eukaryota; Metazoa; Nematoda; Chromadorea; Rhabditida; Rhabditidae. Gene Ontology annotation, cellular component: plasma membrane.